Parascedosporium putredinis is the source of this 1029-nucleotide messenger RNA. NCBI's taxonomy places the organism in Eukaryota, Fungi, Ascomycota, Sordariomycetes, Microascales, Microascaceae. The record is from the annotation of a GenBank genome assembly.
AUGCGAGUCCCACGACAGAUUCUCUUCAUCGACGCCUACGACUCCUUCACGAACAACGUCGUCGGGCUCUUGGAAAAAACACUUCGUAUUCAAGUGACGGUCAUACGUAACGAUUCGGCGAGUGCGGCCUCUCAAAACCUCAAGGCUUUACUUCAGCACUUUGAUGCCGUCGUUAUCGGACCUGGGCCCGGCCACCCCGCAAACCCACACGAUAUCGGGUUAAUCAGCCAGCUAUGGGAGCUCGAUGAUGUGGACCUGCUCCCGAUACUUGGUGUUUAUCAAACACUGCUGCCUCUUGCUUGGGACUACGGCGAUGAUGCGAACGGACCCGUGCUCCUCGCGGUACGCCACGCCACCAAGCCGUUCUGGGGCGUGCAAUUUCAUCCAGAGUCGGAGUGUACGACAGCCGCCGCGGCGCAAACAAUGAUCUCCAAUUGUAACGAUGCUGAGCUCGAAGCCCACCUCGGGGCCUCCACAAUUGAGAAGCCAGAGGAGUUGGAAUACUGCGCCAAGGUCGCUUCCUGCCAAGAAACGCUGGCCGCCGGGGACUCGUACGAGCUCUGUUUGACGGACGAAAGCAAGCUUUUAGGCCCCGAGGCUCUCGACCCCUGGAAGCUCUACAAGAAACUCCGACACCGCAAUGCCGCCCCUUUUGGAGCAUACCUUGAGCUUGGCGGUGCCACGGUGGUGGGGAGCAGUCCGGAGCAGUUUCUAAAGUGGGAUCGCCAGGGCCGCCUAGAGUUCCGACCGAUCAAGGGCACUGUGAAGAAAGGACCCGAUGUCACCUGGGAGUCUGCGGCCGCUAUCCUUAAUAGUUCUAAGGAGCGGGCAGAGAACCUAAUGAUCGUUGACUUGAUCCGCCACGAUCUUAGCGGAGUGGUGGGGGCGGCAAACUGCAAGGUCUCUCAGCUCAUGGUCAUCGAAGAGUACGAGACCGUCUACCAGCUCGUCUCGGCCAUCGAGGGCCAGCUCCCGGAAGGAAAGUGUGGGAUGGAUGUGCUGCGCGUCUCCCUACCCCCGGGUCCAUGA